GUUUUGCAGACUUCCUCAAGUAGGUCAUCUUUCAUUCCUGCUGAGUCGCCUCUCAUCAGACCUUUGCCCCUGCUCCAACCAUGGGAUCCAUUUCGCCACCGACAGUUUCCCCCUACCGGCCCACCCCCGCCGAUAUCACCAUCAACAACCACCAAGCAGGCGAUCCCGAUCGGAUUCUCUUCCAGAAUGUCCUCAUUCUAGAUUCGACUGGGAGCCUCCCUUAUGCCGGUGACGUGCUGAUUCAAGGUGAACGCAUCGUGGCGGUAGGGCAGGUUGACCCGGCUGCCGCCAUGGGGGCCUUGGUCAUCGAGGGCGGAGGCCAGAAGACCCUGAUGUCGGGCCUGGCGGAUGCACACACGCACCUUAGCUUCAACAACGCCAUCACGACCGAAGAAUUGACCACCAUCCCCCUGGAAGAACAUGUCCUCGCCACGGCUCGGUCGGCCAAAACCUAUCUCGACUGCGGUUACACCAUGUGCUUUGGGGCUGCGGCUGCCCGGCCUCGACUGGACAUUGCUAUCAAAGCAUCCAUCAAAUCUGGCCAGAUCCCCGGCCCCCGAACCCUAGCCAACGUUCCCGAGAUCACCACCACGGGCGGUGCCAUCAUCCCCGAUAUCUCGCGGUAUGCGGACGGGCCACAUGAGAUGCGUAAGGUCGUACGGGAGUUCAUCGAGCUGGGGGCAGACAACAUCAAGCUCAGCAUGACGGGCGAUAAUAUCGUGGAAAAUAUGCCCAGCGAGGAGACUUAUUUCACCCUCGAAGAAACCGUUGCCGCGGUUGAAGAGGCUCACAAUCGUGGGAAGCGCGUGUGUGCCCACGCCAGGAGUGCCGCCUCGGUCAAGCUGUGCCUCACGGCGGGGGUCGACGUCAUCUAUCAUACCAGCUACGCCGACGAAGAGUGUCUGGACAUGCUGGAGAAGAAGAAGGACUCGGUGUUUGUGGCGCCCGCAAUCAAUCUGCCGAUUGCCACCUGUUCGGGUGAGGCGACCCCCUAUGGCUUCACCGUCGAGAUGGCCGAGAAGAAGGGCGUCAAGCAUGAGGUCGAGGCGGCAUGUAAGGCCAUGACGGAGAUGCACCGACGCGGCAUCCGCGUCAUGCCGGGCGGUGAUUACGGCUUUGCGUGGGCGCCGCACGGCACGUAUGCCAGGGACUUGCAGCACUUUGUCGAGCGGUUCGGCUACACGCCCAUGGAGAGCAUCCUGGCGGCCACGGCCUUGGGCGGGGAGAUCAUGGGCCACCCGGAAGAGUUGGGCAAGGUGCAGCCGGGAUACUAUGCCGAUGUGAUCCUGGUGGAUGGCAAUCCUCUGGAGGAUAUUACCAUUCUUCAAGACACCUCGCGCCUGCAUGCGAUCGUGAUCAACGGUUGUGUCCAUAAGCUCGUCAGCGUGUCGGAUACUGCUGACCGAAAAUGAUGACUUGCCAUUGACACUGUGUGACAAUGCCGAACUGGGACGCAUGGCUGCGUGGUAAUUUGAUGCAUGACUUGCUUUUGUUAAGUUGAUACUUUGUGAGAAAUGAGAUAUGCACCCCAUUCAAAGUUCUCAAGCAAGGGCAUGUG
Aspergillus ibericus CBS 121593 is the source of this 1558-nucleotide messenger RNA. RefSeq lists its product as uncharacterized. Gene Ontology annotation, molecular function: hydrolase activity, acting on carbon-nitrogen (but not peptide) bonds. Bases 81 to 1412 code for a protein of 443 amino acids. Lineage: Eukaryota; Fungi; Ascomycota; Eurotiomycetes; Eurotiales; Aspergillaceae. The transcript has a single exon. The record is from RefSeq and is a predicted model, not a curated record.